AUGGCAAGGAGUUGGAGAAAUUUCUCAAUCGCGCACCGAAUCCUUCUAUUGGCUGUAUUUUCAGAGCAGAUUCUCGCCAUUCCGAUAGACAACGGCGUUGAGGGUGACCCGGAAAUCGAGUGUGGACCUACCUCAGUCCUUGUCAAUUUCAACACGAGAAAUGUUUUUGAUGGACAUGUUUAUGUGAAGGGUUUUUAUGAGCAAGAUGGAUGCAGGAAUGAUGAAAAUGGAAGACAGGUAGCCGGCAUCGAGCUCCCGUUCGAUGCGUGCAACGUUGCCCGAACUCGAUCACUCAAUCCAAAGGGGAUUUUUGUCGCCACCACCAUUGUCAUCUCUUUCCAUCCGCAAUUCGUCACAAAGGUGGAUCGUGCGUAUCGGAUUCAGUGCUUUUACAUGGAAGCCGACAAAACUGUUUCCACUCAAUUGGAGGUUUCCGAGAUGACGACCGCUUUUCAAACGCAGCUUGUCCCGAUGCCAAUUUGUAAAUACGAGAUUCUGGAUGGUGGGCCAGCUGGGGAGCCGAUUCAAUUCGCAAAUAUCGGGCAACAGGUCUACCACAAAUGGACGUGCGACUCAGAAACGACGGACACUUUCUGCGCGAUCGUUCACUCGUGUACAGUUGAUGAUGGCAAUGGGGACACUAUUCAGAUUCUCAACGAGGAGGGCUGUGCUUUGGAUAAAUUCCUGUUGAACAAUUUGGAGUAUCCGACCGAUUUGAUGGCCGGACAAGAGGCUCACGUUUACAAGUAUGCGGACAGGAGUCAGCUCUUCUAUCAGUGUCAGAUAACGAUCACAAUCAAGGAACCAAAUGCAGAAUGCCAAAGACCUGAGUGCCAGGAGCCACAGGGCUUUGGAGCCUUGGCCAAAGAAGAACCACCGGAGACACCGAUUGGGGCAAAACCGCCAGCCGCUCAACCAACGCUUAGCACCACCACCCCAAAGGGAAUUCGAUUGUUGAGGAGAAAGAGAUCGAUUUUCAACGACGAGAACACGAUGGACGUGAGGGCCGAGUUGACGACGAUCGACAUUUCUGAGAAAAGCCUCGAUUUGUGCGUCUCGCCGGCGCUCGUCUUGAUGUUUUUCCUGGCGAUUUCCACGAUUUCCGUGUUCCUUUUCAUCUUCGGAGUCGCCUGUUAUCGUCGAGUCAAGAAGUCGGAACGGCUAUUU
Mesorhabditis belari is the source of this 1167-nucleotide messenger RNA. The record is from the annotation of a GenBank genome assembly. Lineage: Eukaryota; Metazoa; Nematoda; Chromadorea; Rhabditida; Rhabditidae.